UGCCAUGGCACCCUUCGCAACGCCCGCGUUCCUGGCCUUGGCCACGGCCACCGGCAUUUUUCGCGUCGCUGGCUCCGUGCCGGCGCUGCUGAGGGUGCGGACGUCGCGAGCGCUGGGGGCGAACACCUUUUCGACGAUUCAAGCCUUUGAGAUCGUGACCAACGCCAGCUGUCGACCCAUGUGGACCGACCAGUUUCUCGGAACACAACGAACGGUGCCAUCCGUUGACAUUGGCAUUCUGAAGGGAAAAGGCUACUGCCAGCUGCUCUCGCAGAAAUGUCAACCGUUUCAUCUGGGGAUGGACUGUUGGGACCAAUACGAGAUGAUCGACCGCGGUUGGCACAAAGCGGCCACAUUCGCGGUGGGCAUUGUACCACCGGUGGUGCUUCUCUUGGCGUAUAUUGUCGCCAGUUGCCGCAGCCAAUGGAAACGCGGAGCCGCCCAGAACGGCCACCUCGUCUCCGACAGCGACGUCGCCAGCGACGGCAGCGGCAGCGACAGCUCUACCGAGUCGGGCGAGUGCGCCCAAAACCACUGGGAGGAUCCAGCGUGGGCAGCCAUCACCAUGCAGCAGCUGUUGGAUUUGCACCAGAAGGCGAGACAGGAAUUCCAGGACGAAUUUCCCAACAUCACGAUGCACCAUGUGAACGCUCGGAUCCUUCAACCUCUAUGUGAAAAACAUGGGAAAUGCUAUGCCCACAUUGUGAACGCAGAGGAGCCGUUGCUUCUCAACGUUUUUGUGAGCCACGCAUGGCAAGAAGGCUUUGACGAGUUCGUCCAGUAUGUCGCUUCGCCUUUUCGGCACUGGAGCCUCCAGCCCAACCUCUGGAUCUGCGCCACGGCCUUGAUUCAGAGCCGUGACGCUUCGAAGGUCUCGGCACAGGUGGGGGUUGGAGAGCAUCCGGAGGCUGCACCUUUCACACGCGCCUUGUUGCGAGCUGGACGCUUGCUGGUGGUACGCAAUCAAGCGGUGAAUCUCUUUGAGAGGAUUUGGUGCUGUUGGGAACUCUUCAAAGCCUACGAGUUUCUUGGAAGAUCCAAGAAAGUAGCAGAUGAAGCCAUUCAAGUCGUGAUCGGGCUGGUGGCCACCCCGGGAGCCUUGAUGAUCACCGGUCCGGCGGAUACCAACAUGGCGCCCGUGAAGAUCCAACAAGCCUUGGCUUCGGACCCUGAGGACCUGUGGGGCUUGGAAAAUGGAUGGAUGGAUGGAAUGAAGUGGGGCUCAAUGGCAUUGGAAAAUGGUGGAAAAUGGCUUGGAAAAUCUGGAAAGUGA
Molecule: messenger RNA, 1273 nt
Organism: Cladocopium goreaui
Lineage: Eukaryota; Dinophyceae; Suessiales; Symbiodiniaceae
Source: the annotation of a GenBank genome assembly